AUGGAGGAAGUCAUUUCAGCUGCAGUUCCUUGUCAAGCGGAUCAGAAGAACUACAAACUCCAGUUGAUUCCAAAGGACGUCAUCCCGUCAUGGGGCAGGCGAACUGAAGUCCCUCGACUUCAUGGCGCGUUAUCUCUCGUGAUUAUGAUGGCAUGUCCUACCACAAUACUCUUCUGGUAUGUGGCCCUGCAGCAUUUUGACGGCUCCUUACUGUCGACUGCUGUGGCCCUCAAAAACGAGGGUCUCUUUUCGUUUUAUCACCGGUACUGCCCAGUCCCCAAUUUGCAAACAGCCUUGGCGUAUGGAGGAUGGGUUCUAUUCCAGGCCCUGCUUUACAGCUUUCUCCCAGGGUCAACACAGGAAGGUCAGCCAACCCCUGCGGGGAACGUUCUGAAAUACAAAAUCAAUGGGAUGUUGGCUGCGAUGGUUACUGUGUGGCUAUUUGCCAUUAUCAGCUUGUAUGGAGGGAUUCCGGUUUCCACCUUCGUUGCCGACAAUUGGGGAUCACUGCUUACCACUUUCAAUAUCUAUGGCCUGUUUCUCACUCUGGCCUUCUACCUAAAAGCCCACCUCUGGCCAUCUCAUCCUGAGGACAGAAAGUUCAGCGGAUCUCCAUUGUACGAUCUUUACAUGGGAAUUGAGUUGAACCCACGCUUGGGCCAAUCCUGGGAUAUGAAACUGUUUCACAAUGGCCGUCCUGGCAUCAUUGGCUGGAUAUUGAUUGACAUCUCAUUUACUGCGCUGCAAUUUUGUCGACACGGAUACAUUACAAACUCGAUUCUAAUUGCUGAUGUCCUCCAUCUGACGUAUAUCGUGGAUUUUUUCUUCAACGAAGACUGGUUUUCAUUUAGGUACCUCAAAACUAUUGACAUGGCUCACGACCACGUUGGAUUUUAUCUAGCCUGGGGUUCCGCUGCCUGGCUCCCGACAAUAUACACGUUGCAGCCCCAGUUUUUAGCUGUUCACCCGGUUACGCUGUCUCCAACUGCAGCCGCUACGAUUUUGACUGCUGGUUUUGGUGGAUAUGCACUUUUCCGGUCUGCGAAUCACCAAAAGUUCCUCGUGCGUGAUACCCAGGGCAAAUGUUUGAUUUGGGGCAAGGUUCCAGAGUUUAUCCAUGGCGAGUACAAAACCACGAACGGUCUGACUCAUAAAUCGAUCAUAAUCUGUUCCGGAUGGUGGGGGGUUGUCCGUCAUGCGAAUUACUUGGGAGAUCUCAUCCUGUCCUAUGCGAUGUGCGCUACCUGCGGAUUUACCCAUUUGCUCCCGUGGACAUAUGCCCUAUUCAUGACAACAAUUCUUGUUCACCGAUGCUAUCGAGAUGAACAGCGAUGUAUCAAGAAAUACGGGAAGACUUGGGAGGAGUACUGCAACAAAGUCAAGUGGAGAAUCAUCCCUGGGAUCUUUUAG
Molecule: messenger RNA, 1410 nt
Organism: Paracoccidioides brasiliensis Pb18
Exons: 5
Coding region: 1-1410 (469 amino acids)
Biological process (GO): cholesterol biosynthetic process; brassinosteroid biosynthetic process
Cellular component (GO): endoplasmic reticulum membrane
Molecular function (GO): 7-dehydrocholesterol reductase activity
Source: RefSeq, a predicted model, not a curated record